This is a messenger RNA of Danio aesculapii, 12129 nucleotides long. It is a transcript of the gene ank1b, whose product is annotated as ankyrin 1, erythrocytic b. The transcript has 42 exons. The coding region runs from base 166 to 6075 and encodes 1969 amino acids. NCBI's taxonomy places the organism in Eukaryota, Metazoa, Chordata, Actinopteri, Cypriniformes, Danionidae. Gene Ontology annotation, molecular function: protein binding. The record is from RefSeq and is a predicted model, not a curated record. Gene Ontology annotation, biological process: signal transduction.
CAUCAUCUCUUUUGUGGCGCUGCUGAGGGAACUGGCUGCCUAGAGCCGUGCAGGGUGCUCACUCCUUGCAGGCGCUCGCAGCGCCACCGCCUCUCCCGCACUGGCCGCCGCAGGGACGGCGACAGCCUCCGUUACAGGCGCAUCACUGCUUGUUGAAGCGGCACCAUGGCGCAAGCCGCUAAGCAGAUCCGCAAGAACAAGGACCUACAGGAGCUCGCUGCCCAAGAGCAGCGAGAGAAGGAGGAGGAGAAGAUCAAGAAGAGGAACCGAUCGAGAGACCGCAGACGCAAGGCGGACGCAACGACCAGUUUCCUCCGUGCUGCACGCUCAGGUAAUCUGGAAAAGGCUCUGGACCAUAUCAAGAAUGGAAUAGACAUCAACAUAGCCAAUCAGAAUGGGCUUAACGGGUUGCAUUUGGCCUCCAAAGAAGGACAUGUUAAGAUGGUGCUGGAGCUGCUGCACAAUGGCAUUGACCUGGAGACUACGACAAAGAAAGGGAAUACCGCCCUUCAUAUUGCUGCUCUGGCCGGUCAAGAGAAAGUGGUUGCAGAACUGAUCAAUUAUGGUGCCAACGUUAAUGCCCAGUCUCAGAAAGGUUUCAGUCCUCUUUACAUGGCAGCACAGGAGAACCACUUGGAAGUGGUGAAAUAUCUACUUGAACAUGGAGCCAAUCAGAGCCUUCCAACUGAGGACGGCUUUACUCCUUUAGCAGUAGCUCUUCAACAGGGUCAUGAAAACGUGGUGGCGCUCCUGAUAAACUAUGGCACCAAGGGAAAAGUGCGUCUGCCGGCUCUACAUAUCGCGGCGCGAAAUGACGACACGCGCACCGCUGCCGUACUCCUCCAGAACGACCCAAACCCAGAUGUCCUCAGCAAAACCGGAUUUACCCCUCUCCACAUCGCAGCUCAUUAUGAGAAUCUCAGCGUCGCGCAGCUUUUGUUAAACAGAGGAGCCAAUGUGAACUUCACACCCAAGAAUGGCAUCACUCCAUUACAUAUCGCUUCCAGGAGAGGGAAUGUGAUUAUGGUGCGGCUGCUGUUGGACAGAGGAGCUCAGAUUGAUGCCAAGACGAAGGAUGAGCUGACGCCUCUGCAUUGUGCGGCCCGUAACGGUCAUGUUCGUGUGGUGGAGAUCCUGCUUGACCAGGGAGCACCUCUUCAGGCCAAAACCAAGAACGGUCUCUCUCCCAUCCACAUGGCAGCGCAGGGCGAUCACAUGGAUUGUGUGAGGCAGCUGCUGCAAUACAAUGCAGAGAUCGAUGACAUCACUCUGGACCACCUUACCCCACUGCAUGUUGCAGCACACUGUGGGCACCACCGCAUGGUCAAGGUGCUUCUGGACAAGGGGGCAAAAGCUAAUGCACGCGCUCUGAAUGGAUUUACACCAUUACACAUUGCCUGCAAGAAGAACCACAUGCGAUCCAUGGACCUUCUGUUGAAGCACUCGGCAUCUCUAGAGGCUGUGACUGAGUCGGGUCUGACCCCCCUUCAUGUAGCUGCGUUCAUGGGUCAUCUCAACAUUGUGAAGAGUCUCCUUCAGAGAGGAGCUUCGCCCAACGCAUCUAAUGUGAAAGUGGAGACCCCCCUGCACAUGGCUGCCAGAGCGGGGCAUUGUGAAGUGGCUCAAUUCCUGCUACAGAACAAUGCACAGGUGGAUGCCAAAGCCAAGGAUGAUCAGACCCCCUUGCACUGUGCCGCUCGAAUGGGACAUAAGGAGUUGGUGAAGCUGCUCAUGGAACAUAAGGCCAAUCCAGAUUCAGCCACCACGGCAGGCCACACUCCUUUGCACAUCGCUGCCCGCGAGGGACAUGCUCAAACCACACGCAUUCUGCUUGACGGAAAUGCACAACAAACCAAAAUGACCAAGAAAGGAUUUACCCCUCUACAUGUAGCAUGUAAAUAUGGAAAAGUGGAUGUGGCAGAGCUGCUUUUGGAAAGAGGGGCCAAUCCCAAUGCAGCCGGAAAGAAUGGUUUGACCCCUUUGCACGUGGCCGUCCAUCACAACAACCUUGAUGUAGUCAAGCUGCUGGUCAGCAAGGGUGGCUCUCCGCACAGCACGGCGAGAAACGGCUACACAGCCCUGCAUAUCGCAGCCAAGCAGAACCAACUAGAGGUGGCGAGCAGUUUGCUGCAGUAUGGAGCUAAUGCCAACUCAGAGUCACUACAGGGCAUCACCCCGCUUCAUUUGGCAUCACAGGAGGGACAACCUGACAUGGUGGCACUGCUCAUCUCCAAACAGGCCAAUGUUAACCUAGGCAACAAGAAUGGGCUGACGCCUCUGCACCUGGUUGCUCAGGAAGGGCAUGUGGGCAUUGCAGACAUGCUGGUGAAGCAGGGUGCUUCAGUCUAUGCAGCCUCAAGGAUGGGCUACACACCCUUACAUGUUGGGUGCCAUUACGGGAAUAUAAAGAUGGUGAAGUUCUUACUCCAGCAGCAAGCACACGCAAACAGCAAGACUAGAUUGGGAUACACUCCUCUACAUCAAGCAGCCCAGCAGGGGCACACAGACAUCGUCACCCUGCUGUUGAAACAUGGAGCUCUACCCAAUGAGAUCACCACUAAUGGGACGUCACCUUUGGGUAUCGCUAAGCGACUAGGCUACAUCUCUGUCAUUGAUGUGCUCAAACUGGUGACUGAAGAAUCCGUAUCAAUGAUCACCACAGAGAAGCAUCGCAUGAGUUUCCCAGAGACAGUGGAUGAAAUACUGGAUGUAUCUGAAGAUGAAGGAGUUGCUCAGCUAACAUUAGGUGAUGAACUCCUCGGGAUGGACGGGGCUCGCUAUUUGAAGCUGGAUGACCUGAAAGACCAGGAUGAUGAUUUUCUGUCGCCUAAGAAAACCCUGAGAGACUUUGAGAGCGGGAUGGGCACCACACCGUACUCACCUGCAAUUCCUAGAAUUCCAUGCGUGUCACCUGAAACUGUCAUGUUGGACCAGCACACACCUGUCCCUUUGCCAAAGGAGUAUGACGAGGACUCUCUAAUCCCCAGUAGUCCUGCCACAGAGACCUCAGACAACGUUAGCCCAGUGGCCAGCCCCAUCCACACUGGGUUUCUGGUCAGCUUCAUGGUGGAUGCGAGAGGCGGGUCAAUGAGGGGCAGCAGACAUAAUGGUCUGCGUGUGAUCAUCCCACCGCGCACCUGCGCUGCCCCGACACGCAUCACCUGCCGUCUGGUCAAACCACAGAAACUCACCACUCCUCCUCCUCUGGUGGAGGGAGAGGGACUUGCAUCUCGUAUUAUCUCUCUAGGGCCUUCCAGCAUGCAGUUUCUAGGGCCAGUGAUAGUGGAGAUCCCUCACUUUGCAUCACUGAGCCGAGGCGAUCGGGAACUGGUGGUUCUGCGAAGUGAGAACGGCUCGGUAUGGAAAGAGCAUCGGAAUCGCUAUGGCGAUGACGUUCUGGAGACCAUCCUCAAUGGAAUGGAUGAAGAUCUGGAAAGUCAGGAAGAGCUGGAGAAGAAAAGAAUCCGCCGCAUCAUCUCCACAGACUUCCCGCUCUACUUUGCUGUGGUGUCACGUGUCCGGCAAGAGAGCGAUCUCAUUGGUCCAGAGGGAGGUCAGCUGGCAAGUAAACUGGUGCCUCAGGUCCAGGCCAUUUUCCCUGACACAGCGGUCACUAAGAGGGUCCGACUAGGCCUACAGGCCCAGCCAAUCCCCGAUGAGCUGCUGACUCGGCAGUUAGGAAACCAGGCCACAUUCAGUCCCGUUGUGACAGUAGAGCCUCGUCGGCGCAAAUUCCACCGCCCAAUCGGUCUGCGCAUCCCAUUACCUCCAUCCUGGAGGGAGAGUCCACGCGAUGCUGGAGAGGGGGACACCACCAGCCUCCGCCUCCUCUGCAGUGUUAUUGGUGGCACUGCUCCUGCUCAGUGGGAAGACAUCACUGGCACUACCAAGCUCAUGUAUUCCCACAACUGUGCCAACUUCACCACCAAUGUGUCCGCAAGGUUCUGGCUGGCAGACUGUCCACGAACGGCGGAGGCCGUGACCUUCGCCAACCUGCUGUACCGUGAGCUGAUGUCAGUUCCAUACAUGGCCAAAUUUGUGGUAUUUGCUAAGAUGAACGAUGCCAGAGAGGGCCGCCUGCGCUGUUACUGCAUGACUGACGACAAAAUAGACAAAACCCUUGAACUGCACGAGAACUUCUCUGAGGUUGCCCGCAGCAGAGACAUUGAGGUGAUGGAGGGGAUGCCGCUGCACUUGGAGUGUUCCGGAAACCUGGUGCCCGUCAGGAAAGCCACCCAGCAACCUCGUAGCUUCAGCUUCCAGGCCUUUAGAGACAACCGGCUGCCUGUCUCUGUAAAGGUGAGAGAUGCUAAUAAGGAAGCCAGUGGGUUCCUGUCCUUCCUACGCAAGUCCACUAAGUAUGAGGACACGCAGCACGUCCUGUGCAACCUCAACAUCACCAUGCCUCCCUGCGUCAAGGUGGUGGGUAGUGAUGAUCGGCGGAGGACGUUGACUCCUCUGGCCCUGAGGGAGAGGUACAGCGCCCUGAGUGAACCCGGCCUGGCCGCUGUUAAUGCUAUGGAGAGAACCGAGCUGAAGAUCACAGUAAUAGCAGAGCAGCUGGGACUGAGCUGGACCGAGCUGGCCAGGGAGCUGCAGUUCGGUGUGGAUGACAUUAACCGCAUCCGUGUGGAGAAUCCCAACUCUCUCCUGGACCAGAGUUCAGCUCUGCUCAACCUGUGGGUCGGCCGAGAGGGCAAGAAGGCCAAAAUGGAGAGUCUUUAUGGAGCGCUGAAGAACAUCGACCGCUCAGAUAUCGUGAAGUGUCUGGAGGCGCAGGCUCCGCCGGUGCUACCGGAGACCCUGGAGGAAGGAGCUUGUAGACUGGUUGAUCGAGACUCCACUCUGCUUUCUCCUAGUGUCAUCAACGGUUACGGGCUGGUGCAGGAGGAGCUGCUCUCCCCCGCUUCCAUGCAGUAUAGCCUGCCUUCUCCGCUGGGCGUCGAGCCCUAUUGGCAGGAGGUAUCGAGCCUGGAGUGUGCACCCAUCGCCACCACUGAGGAGGACACCAUGUUGGAGAUGUCAGACGUGCAGGUAUGGCCAGCGGGGGUCAGUCCGUCCCUUGUGACCGUCGAAGACUCCUCACUGGAUGGUAGCAGUCGUGCAGAUGACUCAGAAGGCAACACAUUGAGCCUACCCUGCAGCAGUUUGGGGAGGCCUAGCAGCGGAGCCAGUGGGGCAAGUGGCUCCAUUAUGGAGCUGGAGGAGGAGGACGAGGAAGAGGAGAUUGAGGAAGAUGACAUACAGCAUGAGCCGGUGUCUGCAAGUGCAGAAAAAGCAUGGGCCAGCGGUGCCGUCCCAAAGGCCAACUAUAAUGGGCAGGCUGGAGGUCAGAGGUCGGAGGGCAAGAGGACAGAUGUGGCGGCGGGCAGCAGUAUGACAAGUGUAGCUAGAGGAGGAGGAAAGGGUGGAAAAGGGGCAAGUUCAGAGGAAAAGUUUUCUGUUCUUACAGGGCAGCAGCUCUAUGCUCAGUUGUGCGAGAGAACCGGACUGACCCGAUCCCUAGAACACAAUGGGGACAGGCUCGGCAGCGGCGCCUUCCAGCCUUACUCGCAGGAGAAAGACUCCCUCCACAGCUGGUCUCAACCCAAACCCAGGCAAACCAUGGAGACCAUGAUGUCAUCAUCCCCGGACCACAAUCAGUCACGUGUAGCACAGGAGGCCCUUCUUACACCGGUAUGUGAUACAGGCCAUUCGGAGGUCCUGCGGGGGCGUCUACUGGGCACUCAGCCCUUUGAGAAAGGGCUGGGAUUCUCCCAUCAGGAGGGGGAAUUACGGGCAUGGGACCAGGAAAGACGGAAGGCACAGAAGGAUGAUCCAGUAGAUCUCAGCAGUGAUCUUCUACAGGAAGAGCAGUUCACUGAUGAGCAUGGCAAUGUUGUGACCAAGGGUCGAACAUCCACUGCCAAAUCAUCCUUCACCUACGCACGACUGGGAAAUCGGACAAGACACAGAGCGAUGAGGGGAAAAAACCACAUGCAGAGAAAGAAAAACACAUCGCAGCCAAAUCCAACAGUCAAGCAACCGCAGAGGGUUACCGGAAAACAACAAGGAGAAGGAGUUCUCUACCUGUAGUUUUUUAACAUUUUAACAGAAGAAAAAAAAACGUAUUACUAGCAUAGGGCAUGAACUUUUUGUACAAAAUGUGAAGAAAAACACCAACAAAAAAAGCAACAAAAGUGCUUCCUGUCAACUGUAAACGCAUGACUGACUGCUGGUGCAUGACCUAUGAGCUGUCAUUAUCUAAAAAACUGAAGGGGUACAAGGUAAAGGGCCGUUCCAUGAGGGGAACCUUUUAUCCUGACUCAUUAAAAAAGAGGUCUCGGAAACAAAACAGCCCCAAAAAAAAGCAACAGUUCUUUAUUUUGUUAAACAGAUUGACAUUACACAGCAGCAUAGUGGAUGCUAAGCCCGUCUCGUCAUUUCCCACAGGCCCUUUAUCCUGUUAUUUAAUGUGAUAUAUGCACUCUGCUACGUGAAUGUGCGUCGGUGUGUGUGCGUGUGUGUUGGUAUCUAACGCAUGUGUACUUGCUUCUGGCUUGGUACUGAGCUUUUUUUUUUCUGGAUCGGUCAUUUGGUAUUCGCCAUGGGAAUGACAACAGGCCCCUGUGCUCUCCUGCUUGUGAGCGUCCGCGUGCAUUUAUUUCCACUUUGUGAAGCGUAUCCGUGUUCCUUUGAACUGUCAGCCAUUUUGCUUUUAUAUCUCUGGUUUUGAAUUUAAAGGCCCCCCUCUGUUCAAAUCCAAACUGAUUUGUUUGUUGGAGGUUGCGUAGCUUUGUAUGUACAACACCCAAAAUGGAGGGCACAUGCUUUAUAUGUCUGACAGUUCACGACUCUAACCUCCGACCUUCCAACCAUUCAUCCAUCCACAUUUGUAGCUCAGCUGCUCUACUAAAACCGCCAUGUCGGACCGUUUUCCAGAGACAAAUGUAGCAUUGCAUGCUGGUUAACACUGCUUUUCAUGCUGUUCUCUUGGGCCCACACUGGGCCCAGACGUUUUUAUUUAUUAUUUUAUAUUAUCAAUCAAGCUGUGCUGGUGAAAAAAACAUGAUUGUAGCGGUGACUUGUGGGGCUUGGGGACUAUCUCUGAGUAACUGCCUUUGUAAUGUUUGGGAUUUCAGAUGGAGUUAUGCGUAGUAAGUAUUUUGAUGAUGCUCUUCGUUUAUUCUCUUUUUCUUUUUCGUUUAGAUGUACAGUUAAAAAAGACAGAUAAAUACACAGACAGCACUGUGAAAGUCCACCUUAAAAUUGACCCCUGAACUGUGAACUCACAACUGUCUGUCUUACUUUUUGGCUUCAAAUGUCUCACUUUUACCAGUACCAACACAUACCAACAAGGUAACUAUGGAAAGCUUAAAGUACUUUUAUUGCAAUUUCAUUCCCAAUUAACAUCCUUCGCAUGCGUUUUUUUCCGCAUUCGUUACCGUUUUUAUUAUCACUAUGAAAGAGCCCAAACAUACACAAAAACUCUUGAAGUAUAGUCUACCAAAGCAAUAAUAUCAAACGUGCUGCAACAGUUGGAAUACUGCGUUGUUGUCGGUAUGUGUGCGCGUGUUUUUCCGUCUACGAGCGCUUGUGUGUUCAGUAUAUACUGUAUUAACCCGUCAUUUUAGUAGCAUUUGUAAGACGUAUACGAUUCAAGAGAUAUAACAGCAUGCAUGAGUAUUUCACACCGUAUGCAAUUACAUGAUCUACAUGCCAACUUGAGUUCACUGAACGGUAGCUGUUUCACUUUAAUGGACAAGGUUUCUUUGAACGGCAUAAUGAUAUCAGGUACGGUGCUCAGCAUUUAAUCUCAGCACAGUAGCUUACAUAAUCAUGAGCACACCGUGAUAUACUGGCUCACGCAUUCGUGUAGUUUAAGUUGAGGGAUGUCAAUGAAUGAAUGACUCUGUGAAUGACUGACUUUGUGAAUAAAUGAAUAAACCUGUCCUCCAAAUGAAAAAAUAUUUAAGGAAUGCAUGGACAAUUGGACGAAUGACAAUGAUUGUACUUUCGUAUUUAAAAAAGAAACGUUUAAUCAGAACCUAGUGUUUUUGUUUAGUCAAUUAAAUGGUGUGCUUUGUGAGACUGCACACGUCCCUUCUCACCAACACAUUAAAACCCUCAUUCUGCCUCACUGUAUAUUGUUUUUUACAGUUCACUCAGGUUUGGGUUGACGGAUUAUUUCUCUUCCAUGAUUCUAGUUAAUGCAUACUUAGCAGUCAAUUCUGUGUCCAUUCAAAGGAGUCUAAAGCCUAAAGUAUACUUUUCUUUUUGUAUGCGUACAUUAUUGUUUGAACACAUAUUAACGCACAGCUUAUCAAGGGCCCAUUCUUUAGUUUAGCCUUUAGAGGAAUUCUCAUGUGGUCUCCCGGUUGGGUCAAAGUAUACUCCAUAGUGUUUGCAAUCACAAACACUUAACUUAUGCACAUUAGAAAAACCCAAUCUUAAAUGGCACACUUUAUGUGCACUUGUGGUUUUGCAGACUUACAACAGCCACUUUGUUUGUGUCCAUGAAGUCCUCAAGACCAUAGAUCCUCAUUCAUUAUCUUAGCUUUUAGAAGAAUGCAUGUAUACAUGGUACAUCCCCUUUGUGACCACUAUGUAUCUUGAAUGUACACUUGUACCUAGACUAGGGGUGCCCAAACUCGGGCCUGGAGGGCUGGUGUCCUGCAGAUUUUAGCUCCAACUUGCCUCAACACACCUCCACAGAUGUUUCCAGAAAGCCUAGUAAGAGCUUGAUUAGCUAGCCCGGGUUUGUCUGAUAAUGGAUGGAACUAAACUUUGCAGGACACAGGCACCUCUGACCUAGACCAUACUAAGAUGCAUUUCCUAACUUGUGCAAACACUGACCCAUUGGGUCCAUAAGUCUGUCCAGUUCAUCAUUUAACUUUUCAGAAGUGUGCUUGUUAGUCUUUUGUAGCCACCCUUGAUGCGCAUUACCGCCAAGGCCAUAUUUCUACACCACAUUAAAAGCCGCAUUAUGUCCAAAGUAGUGUGUACUGAGAGGAAAACCACAAGGGUUCAAUGUGCCCUUUGGGAUAUGGCAUAAGUAUACUCCAUAGGAUAUUGUGCAUGUUCACAGGUGCUCAAAACAUGUGCUUUAGAAAGGCCUGGUCCCAAAUGGCACUCUUUAUGUGCUCUUGCACUCUUACAGACUUAGAAGACCAUAGCGUUAUUUUAACCUUCAGAUAAGUUUACUUGUGAAUUAGUGAACUUACAGUGGCUACCAUGUGCAUGUGUCCAUUGAGUCCACAAGACCAUAGGUUGUCGCCUUUGUGGCCACUAUGCACCCUGAAUGUAUACUUUUACCUAGACAAUACUAAGACCCAAUCCCUAAUGUGCACUUGUGCAAACACUGGUCUAUUGGGUUCAUAAGUCUGUCCUGUUCAUCAUUUUACCGUUCAGAAGUGUGCUUGUUAGUCCGUUGUGGCCACCCUUGAUGUGCAUUUCCACCAAGGCCAUAUUUCUACCCAACAUUCAAAACAGCAUUAUGUCCAAAGUAGUGUGUACUGAGAGGAAAACCACAAGGGUUUAAUGUGCCCUUUGGGAUAUGGCCUAUAAGUAUACUCCAUAGAAUAUGAAUGUUUACAGACACUCAAAACAUGUGCUGUAGAAAGGCCUGAUCCCAAGUACCAUUUUUCGUGUGCACUUGCACUCUUUGAAGACCAUAGCAUUAUGUUAACCUUCAGAUAAAUGAUCAGAUCCAUGAGCACGUGUCCAUUAAGUUCACAAGACCAUAGGUUGUCACAUUAGCAGUUUUAACUUUCAGAAGCAUGCUUGCCUACACCUCCUUUGUGGACACUAUGCACUCUCAAUAUACACUUUUACCAAAACCACAAUGAGACACAAUUCCAAAUGGCAUACCUGAUGUGCAAUUGCCCGCUAGCAAACUUAAAAUGGCUGCCACAUUGACACAUUGGGUAAAUCAAGGGUGUCCAAACUCUGUUCUGGAGGGUCGGUGUUCUGCACAGUUUAGUUCCAACUUGCUUUAACACACCUGCCUGGAAGUUUUUAGUACAGUGUUUCUCAACCACAUUACUGGAGGACCACCAUCUCUGCACAUUUUCCAUGUCUCCUUAACCAAACACACCUGAUUCAGAUCAUCAGCUCAUUAGCAGAGAGUAAAGCUGUGGUCACAUUAGAGUUUGAGCUUGCGAAAUCCUAUCGUACAGCGCUGCGAAAAGGGGCGGGAUUAAACAAGAUUAUUAGACAUUUUAAAAAGCGAGCGAUUGGUCCAUAUUUUAUAUUUCUGUAGAGAGGUCAUGUUUUGAUCCUCGAUUGGUCUCACGCUAUCAAGUGAUGCGAUUUCUCAGGUUAGAGUUCACCAAGCUUGAACUUUGCACUGCAGUAACCUGCAAAACUUGACGCAUGACCUUGCGUUUCUGGUCAGAUGCAUUCACGUGCGUAUGAAUGGAAGUGUAUGGGGAGAAAACUCCAGUGUGACCGCAGCUUAAAAGCCCUGUAAUGCGUGUGAGACAAAGGAGACAUCCAAAACAUGUAGUGUUGGUGGUCCUCCAGGAACGUGAUUAAGAAACACUGUUCUAGUACAACUUGAAAGAGCUUGAUUAGCUGGUUCAGGUGUGUUUAAUUGGGGUGGAACUAAAUUAGCAGGACACCGGCGCUCCAGGACCGAGUAUGGACACCCCUGGGUUAAGUACACAAAAUGUCCCCUUGGAGCACACUUCUCCAAGUCUCUACAUUAGGGGUGUCCCAACUCGAUCCUGGAGGGCCGGUGUCCUGGAGUGUUUAGCUCCAACCCUAAUCAAACACCUACACCAGCUACACAAGCUCUUAUAUACCAGAAGCUUCCUGGCAGGUGUGUUGAAGCAAGUUGGAGCUAAACUCAGAAGGACAGUGGCCCUCCAAGAUCGAGUUUGGACACUUCCGCUUUACAGAGUAAACUUUAGCCCAACAAUCAAAGUGGUUUAUAUCAUGGAAGUUUGGACCUUGAGGGUUUAGAAUGCAAUUUGAGUUUGGGCCAAAGUAUGCAUCAAUUGAUCCUGUGUGUGUUCACAGUGACUCAAUAAGUGCACUCUAGAAAGACCUAAAUCGUUUACUUGCAGUGCCAUUUGGGAUCGGACCAAAGUAUUCAUCUUAAUCCAGUGUCUGUUUUUUUUUUCUUUCAAAAUGUUGCCUGAUGAGAUUUCCUUUGUUCUUCCUAAGAGUUGUGAAUACCCUUUGUUUUCCUUACGAACGCAUUCAUCUACAUGGGCAUCUGUUUUUGCCAUUUACAUUAUUUUUGUCCCCUCACCAGUUUUGACACCUUGUGGACAAACUAAGUAGUGCAAAAGCUAUUCAAAGUGCAUACAUGAGCUGGGUGUACGUUGUUGCAAAAAUACCACACAUGAAUUCUUUGCUGAUGAUGAAACUUGCCUCACUACACACUAUUCAUACUCUAGUGUACCUGUAAAAAGUGAAAUAUACUUUGGGCUUAAGGAUCGUCAGGGGCGUUGGGAGGUGGGGUGGGGAAGUGACCUCAACAUGAAGAACAUAGAUACAUGUUCGAUAUAUUAUCGCUGCUGUAAUUGUUGACUGAGACACAAAAUUCCUGAAAACAAAGGGGGAAAGGAAGAGAUUUUUUAUUUGUGUUAUUAUUGUUUGGUUGAAGGAACGAAACGGUUUAACAUUGCAAUCAUUAUGUAUUAAAAAAAGAGUUUAUGUACAAUGUUUAACUGUUGCAAAAAUCUAGACUUCACCUAUACUCCUUUAGAAUGGAUUAAUGACAAUAUAAACGCAAUAUCAUAUUACUCUGUACUAAGGAAUGCAACUGCGCACAUGCACAGAAAAAAAAGAUGUUUUUAAUAAAGAAUAUAUGUAUAAAUAUAUGACAAACUAUAUUUAAUUAGAAUGCUAUGCACCCUUAUUAGAGUUGUUAUGGAUGUACUUUAAGUAUAUUAGUUAGAUUCCAGUAAUACCAACAUGCCCAUGUCAUGGGGAAUGUAAAGGCUUUGUAGCUAUUUCAACAUGUUUUCAUUUAUUUUGUUUUUUUAUUGUAACGGAAAAAAGGAAACACGGACAUUGAAUAUGUAUACAAGCCUUUUAUUCAGAUUCAUUCUGAUAUGAAGAUAUGUAUAGACCAUUUACCCUGCACACCAGCUCAGACCAUUUACAAAAGUUAAUAAAGAAAGAUGUGACAUAUUGUGA